AUGGCGAACGGCUGGGCCCCCAUCAUCGGCCUCAUCGUUGUCGUCAUCUUCUGCGCCGCAGCCUGGGUUCUAGCGCCAAAGGGCGAAAACCAGACGUACGUUUACCGCACCAUCCCCUCGUCCAAGACGGCCUCGACGCCAUCCAAGCCCUGUCUGCGCACCAAAGUCUCGUCGCAGAAUCUCGGUGCUGCUGCUGCCGUCGACGACCAAGACGACAAUGAGAGGAAGCUGCGCGGCGGCACACCGGGGACGAAGCGCGUACACUUUGCAUAUGAUGGCGAGACGGUUUGGCGAUCUACUCUUGUGCUUUCUGCCGCUGCCAUGUACAUCAUGUGGGCUAUUACUUUCCUUGCACAGCUUCAUCCACUCAUUUCGCCCGUACGAAACGACCUGCGACCAGAGUUGAACGGGGGACGCUAA
Bipolaris zeicola 26-R-13 is the source of this 420-nucleotide messenger RNA. RefSeq lists its product as uncharacterized. The transcript is spliced from 3 exons. Lineage: Eukaryota; Fungi; Ascomycota; Dothideomycetes; Pleosporales; Pleosporaceae. The coding region runs from base 1 to 420 and encodes 139 amino acids. Gene Ontology annotation, molecular function: proton-transporting ATPase activity, rotational mechanism. Gene Ontology annotation, biological process: proton transmembrane transport; vacuolar acidification. Gene Ontology annotation, cellular component: vacuolar proton-transporting V-type ATPase, V0 domain. The record is from RefSeq and is a predicted model, not a curated record.